AUGUGUAACUUAAUUUUUGUAUUAUAUAACUUGUUUUGCUUGGCUUCGACAAAAUAUUUAGUAGAAUCUUACGUAAUAGGCACUCCCGUUAAGUAUCGCCAGAACUCUUUAGGGCCCAUAAAUUACAGGUACAUUAUGGAGCGGCGCAACCCCAAGAACGUAAUUUCCUUCAGAGCGGGGAAAGUUAAGCUCAUAAAAGGCCUCAAGGAGCAACUGAGGGACACGAAGGCGCUCUUCCAGUUCCGUUUAUUCCGUAUGACCCACCCCAUCCGUCAGUACAUAAAAGACAACCUUCUUAAGGAUAUAGAGCCUCUGGAGGACGGUAGGGCGCCCUUUAAGCUUCAGGUGGUCAAGAACUCACUCAUGCGAAUAGCGCUCAGCGGAACCGAGUACGAGAUUUUUACGCCGAAGGUGGAGAAGACGAACCUGUACAUCUUUAUCUACGACGACUCCAUAGUCCCGAGGCUGAUGUCGCUGAUCAACGGGUUCAGGAAGGCGUCGAAGCUGGUAAAGUGGCGUUUCGAGCCCUCGUUUGGCUGUUUCUGCGGCCGCAUUGUCAACUCGCUGCAGAUGAGGUCGCUCAGCUCCCUGAUAACCAAGAAGGAGCUAAUCGCAAGAAUGUUGCCAAUACUGCGCGUCCAGCCCGUCAGGCUCGCAAACUCUCUGAACGUGUCGUCGAGACUGCUGAAUUCGAUCAGUUACACACUCCACAGAUUGAAUUCGACCCUGAAGCAAAUCAAGCGACCUAAUGUGCUAUGA
Theileria orientalis strain Shintoku is the source of this 759-nucleotide messenger RNA. RefSeq lists its product as hypothetical. The transcript has a single exon. The coding region runs from base 1 to 759 and encodes 252 amino acids. NCBI's taxonomy places the organism in Eukaryota, Apicomplexa, Aconoidasida, Piroplasmida, Theileriidae. The record is from RefSeq and is a predicted model, not a curated record.